GACCAGCAGUAACAAGAGAACUGCACUUCACAGGGGUCUGUCUGCCCAAGCUUUCCUGAAACACCUGCGCUCGCCACCAGCAGCGUCAUUAAUCCCGCGAGACGACGGGUCCGCGGAAGGCACAAAAUUCCCCCUUUUCCAGAGCCCAGGUUUUUGCCGUCAAGUUAAAUUCCGGGGUGCGGAAGUAGCUCUGUCGUGCCGCCUCUAAUCGCUCAGAAAUCAACCCCAGUUCUACGGGGAAAGCUAGGCCUCCGACCGCUAUGGAAGGGCAGCAAGGGCAAGAAAAGCUCGCGACCCUAGCGCUUGCCCAAGCUCAUUUCCAGAAGGGCGAGUACGCGGAGGCCGAAGCGCUGUACUCCGCUUACGUUCGCCAGUACGCCUGUGCGGCCUCCGAGGGAGAGGCGUCCGGGAGCAAAUGCAGCCCUGAGGAUUUGGCUACUGCAUAUAACAACAGGGGGCAAAUCAAGUACUUCAGGGUGGAUUUUUAUGAAGCCAUGGAUGACUACACAUCUGCCAUAGAAGUCCAACCCAAUUUUGAAGUUCCAUAUUACAACAGAGGGUUGAUAUUAUAUAGGCUGGGAUACUUUGAUGAUGCUUUGGAAGAUUUCAAGAAAGUAUUAGACUUAAAUCCUGGAUUUCAAGAUGCUGUUUUGAGCUUAAAACAGACUAUUCUAGACAAAAAAGAAAAGCAAAAAAGAAAUUAUUGAGAAUUUUAACUUAGUUGAAAUACUAACUCAUGAUCCACCUGGCAUCUCAUUGUCUUUAAUUUAAAGCUGGUGUUAAGCUAUUUUGAUUUAUAUUUAAGAUAAAGAGAUUCAUGCAUCAGCACUGAAAGUUAAAUGAUGUACUUAAGGUAGUUAAUUUCAGAUUGAGUAACUAUGUUGAGUGGGUAUGCUUUUAUGAAGUGUAAAUAAGUAAAAAGAAUGUAUCAUUGUAUAUUAUUACAGUAAAAUAUUUAAAGAAA
Molecule: messenger RNA, 964 nt
Organism: Orcinus orca (killer whale)
Lineage: Eukaryota; Metazoa; Chordata; Mammalia; Artiodactyla; Delphinidae
Gene: TTC32
Product: tetratricopeptide repeat domain 32
Exons: 3
Coding region: 261-707 (148 amino acids)
Molecular function (GO): protein binding
Source: RefSeq, a predicted model, not a curated record